UCGUGAUGCAGUGGUCUCCCGAUCGCGGACACGGUCGAGACCCUGAAGCUCGAAAGGUUCCCCGAUAAAGCUAAAAACGCGUCGAAACGAAUUAACGGUCAGUCGAUCAGUGUCGUGACCUAGGUCGUCGAUGGGCUUUCGACCGUACGCAUCAUGGAAUUGAUUUGGGUGCUCGUCCUGCUCUUCGGGUUUGUACGCCCGUCCCGGCCGUCGCACCUCGAAGUGGCUUACCAGUGGAAAUAUCUCGAUUGGGUUUGGCCAAAUAUACCUCUGACGGGAAAAAACUAUACGCUGGGCAAUGCCUUCACGCAAGACGUGGAUAUCGACAGACAGGGCCGCAUAUUCGUCACGAGUCCGCAGUGGUUGAACGGUGUACCAAUUAGUUUGUCUUUGGUGACUAAAGCGCAUGGUCCCGGUGGUCAUUUACUCGUACCGUAUCCCAAUUGGUCCUGGCACAUAUCGUUCAGUUGCCAGAGCAUCGUAUCUGUCUACAGGAUAGCGAUCGACGAGUGCAAUCGUUUAUGGGUGGUCGAUACUGGCAGAGUAAUGAUGCGAGCGGUUUGCCCCACGAAAAUAUUGAUCUUUGAUCUCGCCACGGAUCAGCUGAUCCAUAAAUACGUGGUACCGGAUGAUCAAGUGCUGUACGGGAAGGCAGCAUUAGUUACGCCAAUCGUCGACGUCGGAAAAACGUGUCUCGAUACUUAUCUCUACGUGGCGGACGUGGAUCAAAAUGGACUGGUGAUUUAUGACUUAUAUCGCGACCAUUCCUGGCGAGUAAACAACACCCGUGGUAACGCUUUUGGCCCGGAUGAGGAUGCUAUGAAUAUUACGAUCGCCGGCGAAUCGUUUGAUCUAACUGACGGUACGCUCGGUAUGUCACUGUCGCCGUUGGGAUACUUUAAUCACAGAUAUCUGUAUUUUAACUCGCUCGCGAGCUACUAUCAGAAAUACACGGAUACAUUAUCGCUGAUGCAAAGCGAGUACGGGGAACCAGUAAUAUUUCAAUCAAAUUACAAGCGCGCGAGCCAAGCGGGCGUGCAGGCAACCUCUCGAAGAGGCGUAAUAUUUUUCCAAUUGGUCCAAUUAACUGCCAUUGCCUGUUGGGACAUCGGGAAACCAUUUACUCCGGAGAACGUCGUGAUAAUAGCACAAGACGAGGAGACUCUGCAGUACGUGAGCGGCAUUAAGGUGAUCACGAAUAAGGCCGGCGAGGAAGAAUUGUGGUUCAAUACCAACAGGCUUCAGAAGACGAUAAACAUGAGCCUCAAGCCGACGGAGACAAACUUUCGAAUAAUUAGAGGGACGGUCGACGACAUCAUCCGGGGUACAAAUUGCGAGCCGUCCGGCGUGAGAACGGAAACCCCAGACAUCGUCUUUUGGCACCAAAUAUAAUUUACCAAGACACACCUUCUGCCUUUCAUUACCUCAUUUAAAAUGUCUUUAUAGUGUUCCUGUAUAUUUUAUGUUAUACUACCAUAAAAUUGUGACGAACGAAAUAACGAGCGAAAUCGUUAAUGAUUAUUUUUCCAAAUAAAC
Messenger RNA from Temnothorax curvispinosus, 1536 nucleotides. Its product is annotated as major royal jelly protein 1-like. Lineage: Eukaryota; Metazoa; Arthropoda; Insecta; Hymenoptera; Formicidae. The transcript has 3 exons. Bases 154 to 1392 code for a protein of 412 amino acids. The record is from RefSeq and is a predicted model, not a curated record. Gene Ontology annotation, cellular component: extracellular region.